Cetraspora pellucida is the source of this 3243-nucleotide messenger RNA. Lineage: Eukaryota; Fungi; Glomeromycota; Glomeromycetes; Diversisporales; Gigasporaceae. The record is from the annotation of a GenBank genome assembly.
UAGGAUCUACAUUUGUGAAAAAUCUAAUUAAAUGCAAUCAAGAACAUAAAAAUAUAUGUACACCUGAAAUGAUAAAAAUGUUGGAAACAGAAGUAGAUUGCAAUACUUUAACAACAGAUGGAAUAUAUAAUUCUUUAUUCAAAAAUGAAUAUUUUAAUAAAUUAGUUAAAUUUAAUAUUGAUGAAAUUAAUGAUAUACAUGCACAAAUAGCAUUACGAAAACAACAAAUACAAAAUUAUUGUGAAAUUGAGUUUUUAAUAGAUGAUUUUUCAACAAAUAAUAGAUUUGAAAACUUUAUGAAAGGUGGAAUUUAUGAACCAUUUUUUUGGAAUUCAAAACCAUUUUCCAAUGAUCAAAAAAAAAUUAUUGAAAAUAAAUGGUUAGAAAAUAUGAAUAGAUUAGUAAAAUUAGAAAAAAAUACUAAUAUGAUCCAAUAUUUAGAUGAAUUAUUAAAAAUAUCAGAAGCUUUAAAACAUAAUCAACUUUUUACACCAGAUUCUUCUAAAUCAACAAAUAUAUCAAAUGAUGCUAAAAGAGAAUUUAACAAAAGAAGAUUAAAAAUAUUAGGUGAAAAAGAAGUUCCAGAAAUACCAGAUCCAACACCUGAAAGUUCUGAUAAUUUUAAUAAACUUGAAAAGAAAAUAAAAAAUAUCAAAUUAUCUGAUAUAUCAAAAUUAAUUGAUAAUAAUGAUAUUUAUCAAAAAAUCAUUGAUUCAAAAUUACCUGAAAAUGAUAUUACAACAUUACAAAAAUUAAGAAAAGAACAAUUAAAUAAAUUAAUAGAAAAUCAAUAUAAUGAAUUGGAUAAUAUAAUAAAUAGAUCUAAUGAUAUAGAUGAGUUAAAUAAAUUAAAAUCUAAAAUCAAUGAUUCAUUUUUAAAUGAAUCACAAAAAGAAAAAUUAGAAAAAAAUAGAUUAGAAAAAAUUGAAAAUCUCAAACCUAUUGAAAAACCUGAAACUAUUUCUUUCAAUGAUUUGAAAGAAAAAAUCGAAAAUAUUAAAUUAACAAAUACAAAAGAAUUAUUUGAUGGUAAUGAUUUACAUCAAACAAUUACCAAUUCAAAUUUAUCACAAAACGAUAAAGAAAAUUUAGAAAAACUAAGAAAUGAAAAAUUAAAUCAAUUAAUAAACGAACAAUAUAACAAAUUUAAUAAUCUUAUAAAUAUAUUAGAAACUGAAGUUGAAUUAAACAAUUUAAAUAAUGAAGUAAUAAAUAAUAUAUUAUUACCAAGAGAUAAAAAAGAAAUUAUUGCAAACUUAAUUGAAGAUAAAAUAAAUAAAUCAAAGGGAAAAGAAAAAUUAGAAAAAGAAAAUAAUGAAAAAUAUGAUGAAAUUAAACAAAAUAUUGAUAAAUUCUUAACACCUGAAACUUUAGAAAAUUAUUUUAAAGAAAAUAUUAAUUCUAUUGAUGAAAAUUAUUUAACAAACAAUAGAAAUAAAUUAUCAUUAAAUAAUUUUUAUAAUGAAAAACAAAAUCUUUUAAUUGAAAAAUUAAAAGAAACAGAAAAUCAAAACUAUUUAGAUAUUUUAACUGAGAUAGGAAACUGUGAAGAUUCAAAUUUAUUAACAGAUAAAUUUUAUAAUGAUAUUUAUCAUAAAUCAUUAGAUAUACUUGAAAAUAUUCUUGAUAAAAAUAAAAAUAUAUUUAAAACUUUACUUGAAGAUUUUGAAAAUGAUAAUAUAAGUAAUUUAAAUGACAAUUUUUUAUCUGAAGAUAAUUUUCUUCAAAGAAAAGGUGAUGAAAAUUUAGUAGAAAAAAAUCUUGAUGGAUGGUUAAAAGGAGAUGAUCUAUUACCUAACCAAGAUAAAUUAAAAGGAUAUACUCUAAUUAGUAAACCUGAACAGAAAAUAAAAGUAGCUAAAAUAGAAAAUUCUAAAUUUACUGGAAAUAUUAAUAAAAUUACAAUAUCUGGUGCUGAAGUUAUAGAGAAAGAAGCAGAACUUGAUAAAUCAUUAGCUGGUACAUAUUUAUUACCAUAUGUUUUUAAUCUAAUAGAAUUUGAUAUAAAAGCAUUAAAAAAUAAUGAUGAUGAUAGUUAUAAUUCAGAUAAUUUUGCUAAAAUAAAAGAUACUACUGUAAAACUUAAAAAAGGUGGUGAAUUAAAACUUAAAAUAGUUGAUGUUGAUGGACCAGGAAUUCUUCCUAUUCUAACAGGUGAUGGUAAAACAACUAAAGUAGUAAGAUGUUUACUUACAUGUAUUUUUCCUAGAAAACAUAUUAUAUUGAUAACACCAAAUGAAGAAUUAGCAGCCGAUGCUAAAAAUCAUCAUAAUACCUGGUUACAAUAUAGUAAUGGUAUUUCUUACAAAUGUGUCAUAUAUGGAAAACAAGGAGAAUUACCAUAUAUAGUAAAAAAUAAAGAAUUAGCAUCAUGGAAUAAAUUAAUUGGAUAUGAUAAUGAUGAUAAGGCACAUUUUCCAAAUACAAGUUAUCAAGUAGUACAACCACUAAUAAUUAGAAUGGGAUAUAAUACUUUAUUAAUGAGUGCUACAUUUCCUAAAAAAAACUUUUCUAUAUCAACAUCAAAACCAAGAGAAGUAUAUUCUAUAACUAAAUUUUCUAAUCAAACAGAAUGGGAAAAUGAAAAAACACAAAUAUUUUUCAGAACAACUGCAAAUGAAUAUCCUAGAAAAAUAAAUGGUGAAGAAGAUACUGAUGCUGAACCAAUAUUAAAAUCAGGAUUAACACCAAAAAAAUUUAAAUUAUUAGAAGAAAGUGAUAUACCUUUUGUAAUAUUUGAUAAUACAAAUUCAUCUGCUGUAUCUGGUAUAACUGAAGGAAUGCCACCUGGUUCUUUGUUUAUAGCAAAUAUUAAUCAUGAAAUGGAAUUUAGUCCUGAUGUUGAUAAUGUGAUAUUAAUUGGAGAAACACAAUUAGAAAAAUUAGGAAAAGGACCAGGAGCAAAAAGAUGGAUUUAUGAUGAAAAAGAUGUUCAAUACUUAUCAGUUGCAAGUAUAGUUCAACAAAUAGGUCGUGUUGGACGUUUAAAAAAAGGAAAAGCUUUUUUAACUACACAACAAUUAAAAGAAUUAAUACCAAGUGAUGAUAUUGUAUUUCAUUUGAUAAGUGGAAUAAUGCUUCCUUCAAGUGAAGAACCAAUGAAAAAAUUAAAUACAUUAGCUGUUAUGAUUGGUGUUAAAGGAAAUCCUAAACCAAGUUCUGCUAAUCAAAUAUGUCCUACAUAUGAUAAUUUACCGGAUCCAGAUGUAAAAGAUCCAAAUUUAUGGGCUUUACAUACAGAAG